This is a messenger RNA of Vespula pensylvanica (western yellowjacket), 1597 nucleotides long. It is a transcript of the gene Wbp2, whose product is annotated as WW domain-binding protein 2. Lineage: Eukaryota; Metazoa; Arthropoda; Insecta; Hymenoptera; Vespidae. Gene Ontology annotation, biological process: positive regulation of DNA-templated transcription. The transcript is spliced from 4 exons. Bases 102 to 1043 code for a protein of 313 amino acids. Gene Ontology annotation, molecular function: transcription coactivator activity; chromatin DNA binding. The record is from RefSeq and is a predicted model, not a curated record. Gene Ontology annotation, cellular component: nucleus.
UGCGCAGUUACCUAUCCUUAUCACUUAUGAAUCAGCUGAUGGCAAGAAGUAACCGUUGCGUAUUAAUAGGGAUUCAUUUUGUGUGAUAAUUUCAAGUAAAUAUGUCAUUAAAUACAGCGCACGCCAAUGGAGGCGUACUUAUUCACGCUGGAGAAGUUAUUUUAUUAUAUUGCGACAAUGUUUCCAUGGAAUUUCAUGGUCAAGAACAACCUGCAUUUAUUGGUACCAAACGUGGAAGAUUAUACUUGACAACGCAUAGAAUGAUCUUCAAUGCUAAAAAUCCAAAUGAAGAAAUGAAAUCUUUUAGUUUCCCAUUUAUUACACUAAGUGAAGUUGAAUUAGAGCAGCCUAUAUUUGGUGCUAAUUGUAUCAGAGGAAAAUGUCGAGCUCAGCCUAAUGGAAAUUGGAUAGGAGAAUGCAAAUUUAAAUUAUAUUUUAAGAGUGGAGGUGCCAUAGAAUUUGGUCAGGCCAUGUUAAGAGCAGCAGAAAUGGCACAACGAAAUGGUCCUGAACAUGAUGCUCCACCGCCAUAUACACCACCGACAUCAGGCUGGUAUGCGGCACCACCAGUAGCUUAUUUAGCUCCAGCAACUAGAAAUUAUGGAUGGAUGCCACCGGUUAAUGUAUUUCCUGAUGCUCCACCAGCAAAUAGUGUUUUUAUGACUGAGAUGCCUCCUCCCUAUCCUGGUAUAAAUUCUCCUUAUCAAGGAUAUGCAAGUGGAGCACCACAACAUCCACAAGGUGCAUGGGGUGGUGUCAAUCAGCAAUCAAAUUGGGUACCAACACAACCAAAUGGUGCACCAGGAUUGGCUAAUCCCAGUUACCCUCUUGGAGGUGUGUAUCCAAAUUUUAAUGAGUAUCAACAAUGUCCACCAUAUACACAAAAUCCACCAUAUACACAAAAUCCACAAUAUACACAAAACCCACCAUAUAUACAAAGUCCACCAUAUACACAAAAUCCACCAUAUACACAAAAUCCACCAUAUACACAAUGUCCACCAUAUACACCAUAUCCUGGAGGUAAUAAUUACUAUUCAAAAUAAUUAUCUUAUUUAAAUAGACUUUGAUUAUGGAUUACAAAAAAUUCCAAUUUAUAUGCUUUUUGAAGAGUUUAAAUCUUAAAACAUAUUUUUAUGCAGAAAGUUAUUAAAGUAUUAUAUCGUUACACAUAUAAAUAUUAUACAUAAAUAUAUACAUUCUUACAUUUACUUUUUACAUAAAUUAACACUAGAACUACUGACCUAUUUUUACCAUAUUUGUCAAUUUGAUGAGUACUUGAAAAAAGAAUACUCUUUAUUAGUUAUUAUUUUUAAUUUAUUUAAUGUUACAAUAAUAAAUAAAAACAAUUUUUAAUUAACAAUUCUCUAAUAAUUCUGAUUUUGAUAACGAAAGAAAUCUGAAAGUCAUUAUUUUGACAGAUUUGGUAGUUCUAGCGUUAAACUAUAUUUCUCUUUAAAAAAUGUUAAAAUAUUUGCACAAAUAUAUAUUAACCAUUGUAAUGUAGUAGUUAACAAUGUGUUGUUUCUAAGAGGUUAUGACUCUAUGAAACAAGUUAUAUAAUUAAUAUAACAUGGUAUUAAAGGUCAAUAAAACAUUA